Molecule: messenger RNA, 5404 nt
Organism: Haliotis rufescens (red abalone)
Lineage: Eukaryota; Metazoa; Mollusca; Gastropoda; Lepetellida; Haliotidae
Product: (E3-independent) E2 ubiquitin-conjugating enzyme-like
Exons: 20
Coding region: 36-4139 (1367 amino acids)
Source: RefSeq, a predicted model, not a curated record
ACUCAAUUUUCCCAGAAGACAUUUCGGCGAUAAAUAUGGCUGCCUGCACCAUUUUCGAGGAAGAUGAGGUCUGCUUGGUUACCCCAGAGAAAGGUUACAUCUAUGGGUUAGUGCUAGAAAACUCCGAAUUCCUGAGCAGCGAUGAAGAAAGUGAUGAUCUACCUGGUCAGAUCAAGAAUGGGACAGUUCGGGUGGCGUGGCACCCAGACGGAAAGGAGACAGUUGUACAGGAAGACAAGGUGAUCCUUGUUGAUCGAUCACUGAUGCCGGGAGAUGUUGUGCGCCGUCUCAUCCUCAAUGAGGACAGUCAGAGGGGCUACGUGAAGGACAUGAAUGUCACAUGCCAUCUGCAUAUACUGGGCACGGAUAAAUAUAUCUACAACAUUGACAGCAAGAGUCUGGAUCCGAUCACAGAAUUUGACACUGACCCUGGAGAGGUGACACUUGACUCCUGGGUUGGUAGAAUCGAGACUGUAAAUGAAGAUGUAACUCUCUUAUUCCCUGAUGGAGCAAGAUGUGUCAUCAGUGAUAGUGAUAUUUGUGUCUUUGAGGAUGCUUUGGAGAAACGAGGACGGCACACAGAGUUCUGUAAUUGUAACACAUACCCUGGGCGAGAGCUGCAUGCAACGAUGCACGACCUGUGCGACGUCAAGUGGUUGCAGGAAACGCCCAUGUACAAUGACUCCAUGAUUGACAGCAAACCCAGGAUGACAAUAAAUGUUGUGGUGGAAUCGGUUGUGACUAAGAGUGUAGAAGUACACUGGUUGUGUAGAGGGUUCUCCAAGGUUGCCAACCCUCUUGCCAAGCUGUCACCACCAGAGCGAAUUGUCCAAGGAGAGGACUUGAAACGGCUCCGUCCUCUGGACUGGUUUGCUCAUUGUAGUGUUCAGAUUGGUGAUAAGGCAUACUACACCAUUAAAGACACAGACACACUGGAAACGAGUCCACCAAAACGAAUGUUCGUGCCUCCUGUAAUCUCCAAAAUGUCGCCCAAGGAGGUCGACGAGUGUUGCACAGAGAAAGUGUUCAAGGCCAAGUCAGGUGAUGCCGAGAAGAGCGAGGACAGCGUGGACAAGGCAGAGGAAGCUGACCCAGCAGCGGAACAGGAGGCUGUUGAGCCAGUUACCAACGGUGAAGUUACAGAGAAUGAUGAAGAUUAUGAAGAUGUUGUAGAUGAUGACGGCUCUGAUGCUGGAUCCCAAGCGUCAGGACACUCCAACUCAGCCUCAGGGGCCAAGAAGAAGAAAACUUCCAGGAAAGGACCUCAUCUUGCUACUAAGUCACUGAAGAAAGUCCGAGGACGCCGUGCCAAACAGAAAUUAUUGUUACCCCAGAGGGUUGUCAACAUUGGGGAUAAAGUUGCUGUGGAGAUAUGCUAUACAUACACCAUGGCCAGUGUUGUGUGGCAGGACGGUACAGAGGAAGAGGACAUCCCUUCCCCGGAACUCUACCCCAUCCACCAUCUGGACGAACUUGAGUACUUCCCCGGAGAUUAUGUGGUGGAUGCUAAAGAUGUAACUGGAGGAAAUCAGUAUGGUUUGGUGGUGUCUUGUGACCAUCGUGAACGAACCUGUCUCACCCAGUGGAUGAAACCAUAUGAAGUCGGCAAAUCAAACAGACCGAUGGAGUAUGGCGAGCAGAAGGAGGUCAGUGUGUAUGACAUUAAGGAUCACCCUGACUACAAGUUUCGACCAGGACACAGUGUCAUCCGUGUUGGAGGAUUCGAGGACCGAGAACAGAAACUCCAUGCUGUGGGACAGGUGCACCGACUGGACCCAGGGAAUGGCAUCUCUGUCAAGUGGCCGGAUGGAUCCGUGUCGUCAUGCUACCCGCAGGAGCUCUAUAUAGUCAAUGAUGAUCCAAGUGACUAUGGAAGCUCAGAGUGGGAGACGUCAAGCUCAUCAGGGUCGGAAUCUGGCACGGACACUUCGUGGGAGACCGAGAAUGAAGAGGAAUUGAUGGAUGCAGAUGAUACCAUGUACAGUGAAGGUGCAAACAAGUCCUUCUUCAUGCUGUGCACCCACAAGAAGACAGAGCUGGACACACUACUGGUGCGAGCACAGACAGCUCUGUCAAAACUCGAGUCUCUUUUCCAAGGGCUUGACCAGAAUCUUCCCAAUGUCAGCACCUGUUACCAUGACAUACUUCGCAUUUACAAAAUCUGCAAAGAUUUGGACAAAAUACUGAAAUCCAACUUCUUUGAGGAGGAAGAGAUCACUGAUCUCAUUUCAGCAGUGCGACUGGAAAUAAAGUGUGAGAAGUCGCGGAAACUGGCCAAGCACUUGGAACAGAUGUUCCAGUCCUGGCAUCACGGUCUGUCGGACCACAGCAAGGAUGAAGGACAAGGUGAUGAGGAGGAUCUUGACCACUCUACUGCCGAGGACUCACGGAGUCUUCCUGGGGAAAUAGAGAGGAAUAUAUGUGUCAGUGAGGAGGAACUGGUGAAAAAUUUACAAAAUAAAGAAUGCUCAAAGAAGGGUGAUGAGGACUCAAAUACUUCCAAUGAUUCGGGGACAGAGGUUUCAGCAUCAUUGAACUCCGAGCCCAUAUGUGAUAGGGCAUCUGCUCAAGGGGAUAAUGCAGCAGUAGAUGUGUCUGCAAGACCUGGUACCGAAGCUGCACAGAAUGGUGCAUCAGUAAGCGCAGCUGGAGACAAUGACGCAAAGAAGGACAGCAAUCCAGACCCAGUUUCAACACAAAACGCUAAAGAGUUGUGCUUAAAGAUAUGUCGUAGACUCCACAUCUUGAUGGCGAAAAUACAGGAGGAGGUGAACUUGAGGUGGAAGAAAUGUGAGUCGACACAGACUGACCCAAUUGCAACACAGACAGAUCCAGCAGCUAUUGAGACUGCCUCUCAGCUAUCACAAGGAGAUGUGGAUAGUCCAGAUGUUGAUGGCAAAAUUAUCACACCAUCAAGCCAUCCCUGUAAAGUGGACGCCAGUACAGGUGAAGAUAAUUCUAAGGAGGAGGAUAUGGGGGAGGCGGAGCCGUGUUGUGAUAAGGUGAGGGACAGUGACUCACAGACGGAUGUUACGGAGGAGCCGAGCUGCAAGACGCCAUCUUGUGUGAAACUGAAGGAGACUGGCUUUACACUGGCAGAGGAGGUGGAGAAGUCAGAAGAGGCCAACUCAUCAGCUCCGACUAAAGGAUUUCAAAUGGAAAGUGAAGUUUUGGCAUCGCAAAAAUUCCGAUCUCAAGAGCAUGCUGCAACAGACCAGCGAGGCUUCAUGACAGCCGUUAGGAAAGAGUUAAAACUGUUAAGGACAAGUCUUCCAGACGGCAUCGUAGUCAAGGGUUUUGAAGAAAGACUGGAUUUAUACUCUGUGAUGAUAAUUGGCCCAGCUCAAACACCUUACGAAGAUGGACUGUUUUUCUUUGAUGUCCAGUUGCCCAAUGACUACCCAAACUCUCCACCAAUCUUCCACUACCACUCCUACUGCUCAGACAGACUCAACCCAAACCUUUACGAGGACGGUAAAGUCUGCGUCAGCCUCCUCGGCACCUGGUCCGGCAAGGGCAAUGAGGUGUGGACAAGCAGCUCAAACCUCCUCCAGGUCCUUGUCUCCAUACAAGGUUUGAUCCUCGUGGGAGAGCCGUACUACAAUGAAGCUGGCUAUGAGAGACAGCGCGGCACACAGCAGGGGCUGGAGAACAGCCGCAUGUACAAUGAGAUGGCCAUCCUCAAACUGAUACAGUCUCUUACAAGUAUGGUGAGAUACCCACCAGAGCUGUUCCGCUUAGAGUGCCACAGCCAUCUGCGAUCACAAGGACUCCGAAUGAUCCGGAGAUUAGAAACAUGGCUGCAUCAUGGAUCAGCUUCAGAGAACCCACCCACUCCAACAAACCAAACCAAUGGUGGGGAAUGUUCGGAUCAGAAACCCAGUGAAGGAAAUGACCGGGACAACUCCAUUCCUCCAGCAAAUGCUAGUGCAGAAUCUAAAACAAACGACAAAACCAGUGUUCAGGACCAAGGGGAGAUAACUCAGCCAUCUACAGCCACCGGUGAUGGUUCAACCAAGGAUUCCUCAAAACCAGACUUUCCCCUUCUUCCUGCUUCCAAAGGGUUUCGUCUCUCCUUGCAAUCUCAUCUGGAUCAGUUUCGCAAGUCUCUUGAUGUCCUGCAGACUGACAAGGUGUGACAAUGAUGUUGAACAUAUUGACUGUUGAAGUUUGCUGCUGCCCUGUGAUAAGCUAGACUGUAUGUAGUCAAGGGAUCAUGUCAACUUAACAAUAAUGAUUAAUUUUACAAGAUCACAAUCACUGCAAUUAAUCUAGUCAAAUAUUGUUUUUAUGUGACAAAAUCAUGUAAUGUAUAAUCAUUAUACUAUAAUGCCUUUUGGUAUGGUAUUUUUGUAAGUGUAAAGUUUCCAAAGUACCAAAUUGGUGUUGUCUUUGCAUUUCGUACUUAAAGUUACCAUACCAGUGUUUCAGGACUUUGGCUUAUUGUCAUCCCAAAUGUCCUGAAGAUAGUUUUCAAAUUUGGUCAUGAUAAAGAGAAUGUCCUAUCAAAAGUUCCUAAAAUCAUGAAAAACCACUGAUCUUACAAUGUGGAAUUUGUAACAUCAAUAGAAAAUUUGAAUGCCUUUGAUGUGAAAAUAACAAAAAAAAUAAAUUGUUUGAUCAGUAGAAAGUCCUAUUAAAAACACUUUGGCAUGGUCCCUUUUGGAUAGAAGUCACCCUACCCCGCCCCUCUCUCAGGUCCCAGGUGGCUGUCGCCCCUCCCCCUUCGUCUUACAACUGUAUAUUUCUGUUAUACUGUGUGGUGUCUUAGCUGUAAUCAUGGUACCACAUUUCACCUGUCACAUGAGUUCCUUCCAUGAAGUGUUCCUGUGUAGUCACAUUGAGAAUCUAGUGCAGUGUUCGUCCAUGUUCCUAUGUCAACUGCAUAACUGAAUGCGACUGAAAUGAACUGAAGUAACUAUCUGUGAUGAUGUCUCCUACUGAUGCUAUUUUUUCAGGGGAACAAUGUUUUAAUAUCUCUCUUGAAUUUCUGUUCAUUGUCGUUUUCCAUUGACCGUUGUUCAGGUUGAGGUACCCAAUAAUGAAUUGAAUUCACAAUCCACCAUGAACUUAGAAAACAGGCUGAGUGCUAAGUAAACUUUAUUGUCACUGACAAGAUUAAAAAGUUUUUUGUGGCAUAAAUAAGUUUCAAAACAUCUUUAUGUGUAUGUAUUUGUAUAAGUAUAGAUAUAUUACAUGCACACAUAUAGAUAUGUUUUGAUAUAUAUAUGACAGUUUCUGUUAAGAUGCUUCCCAAGAACUGUCUUUGCUAGAUUUCACAUUCGCAGUGUAAUUGUACUCUUUCAGGUCUUUUUUGUCAAAUGAGCCUGCUAAUGAGCUUGCCUCGUUACACACUGAUGUAUGGCAAGCCCCACUGUUAACAAUAAAAAAUAGGAAAAGAUAA